Messenger RNA from Strongylus vulgaris, 396 nucleotides. Lineage: Eukaryota; Metazoa; Nematoda; Chromadorea; Rhabditida; Strongylidae. The record is from the annotation of a GenBank genome assembly.
AUGUGGCCACCAAUUCAGGUGGAACCGACAGGAAAACAAAAAAAAAGCUUGGAGCGUUACAUAACAGCGCAGUGCUAUUCAAUAGAAUCGCGAACAGCUGUGCGAAAACCACGAACCGAAGUUCUUGCGAAACGGAACUGGACGGUAAAAACCGCGCAUAGAUAUGUCGAAGACUCGAGACGAGCAAAGAUGGAUGUAGCCAUACGUGGUCGCCUGGAAAUUAUGGCAAAAAAAAGUAAUAGAGAGGAGAAUAAGCAUUUGGGAGCUCACCAGCGUUGCUUGGGGAUGGCCCUGAAAUUAAUCGGAGGGCGAAGUGAGCAUGAGCUACAGCGGCAAUACCAAUGCCUUGCAGAACAACUUGGAGAACUCGCUGAAACAUUUAAAUUUCAGGAAUAA